CCGCUAAAGCUAUAAAUAGAAACAACCUUCGAAUAUCAUUUCCUACUGAAAUAAUUGAUAGAUGAUCACGAAACUUUGUGGCAUUCUUAGGUAGUCUUUUAUCAAGUUUGCUCAUAACAAUUUGAUUAGCCCUGUUUAAGCUAUUGCUUUAAUACCCACCCAAGGUCAUGGAAUUUCUUCAAAUUAUUGUUUAAACAUAUUCUAUGCUCAAAUUUAAUAUGAGAAUAUAUUGACAUAAAAAAACACUGAAAAGCAGUUGUUUCUGGUGAGCGACUCAGGGCCAUUAUGGCCCUCAUGUUUGACUUACCUGCAGCUGAUGCUAUAUACCACCAGCAGUGUAAUAUUAACUUUAGGACAGGAAAGAGCAUUCCGAAGUCAUACCAGACGGUAAAUUGUGACAAAGCUGCAUUAAGAAGUCCAGGUCGACCAGAACAAAAAGAACAGAAAGAUGCUUUUGAAAAGAUGGACGGCGAAUUUCACAACUUAGUUCCAUAUAAUGUGCCAGUAUGGGCACAACAUCUACAAAACAUCCCUACAUGUUUUGUCAAACUUUCAAAUUUGAACACCCCAGUACAUAAAUGGAAUAUUCCUGGUUUACCAGAUGAUGUUCAAUUAUUUAUAAAAAGAGAUGACCUUACUGGGGCCGAACUGUCUGGAAAUAAGGUUCGAGCGCUACAGAUCCUUUUUGCCGAAGCUCUUGAAGAAGGAGCAACACAUGUUGUCACAGGGGGCGGACCUCAGUCCGGACAUUGUCGAGCAGUUUCCCUUAUCUGCCGGUCACUGGGUUUAAAACCUCACAUUGUAAUUGACCGAGUUGAGAAAAAAGAAGAUCUCGUGGCUAUGGGUAAUAUAUUGUUAUACAGAAUGGCAGGAAGUCAAAUUUAUGUCACACCACUGGAAAGUUACACGUCCCUUAAACGAAGAAUCGGGAGGAUGCAGCACUUUAUAAGCGAUGCAUACAAAGAAAAGUGCUACUGUAUACCUUCUGGAGGGGCGACCGGUAAAGCGGUUUAUGCAUUUAUCACGUUAUUUGAGGAACUUCUUCAACAGGGUCUACAUGAACGAUUUGACGAUAUAGUAUUAACAGUCGGGACCGGCGGCACCUCUUUGGGUGUAGCAGUGGCGAACUCUUUGACAGGGUCUUAACUCAGG
Ruditapes philippinarum (Manila clam) is the source of this 1152-nucleotide messenger RNA. RefSeq lists its product as uncharacterized. The record is from RefSeq and is a predicted model, not a curated record. Bases 286 to 1146 code for a protein of 286 amino acids. Lineage: Eukaryota; Metazoa; Mollusca; Bivalvia; Venerida; Veneridae. The transcript is spliced from 7 exons. Gene Ontology annotation, molecular function: D-cysteine desulfhydrase activity.